Molecule: messenger RNA, 2543 nt
Organism: Mirounga angustirostris (Northern elephant seal)
Lineage: Eukaryota; Metazoa; Chordata; Mammalia; Carnivora; Phocidae
Gene: ZNF200
Product: zinc finger protein 200
Exons: 4
Coding region: 1-1212 (403 amino acids)
Biological process (GO): regulation of transcription by RNA polymerase II
Molecular function (GO): DNA-binding transcription factor activity, RNA polymerase II-specific; RNA polymerase II cis-regulatory region sequence-specific DNA binding
Source: RefSeq, a predicted model, not a curated record
AUGGCUGCAAAAGUGGUUCCAAUGCCCCUAAAGCCAAAGCGGUCCUUUAUACUGAGAGUUCCUCCGGACUCCAAGCUGGGCCAAGACCUACUUCGAGAUGCUACUAGUGGGCCCAAGACCAUCCACCAGCUGGUUCUGGAGCACUUCCUCACCUUCUUGCCCAAGCCAAGCCUGGUCCAGCCCAAUCAGAAAGUCAAGGAGACUUUGGUUAUUAUGAAGGAUGUGAGCUCAAACUUUCAGAACAGACUGCAACCUCAUCCCAUGGUGAAGCUUCUGCCCAGAGAAGGAAUCCAGCAGAAACAGGACACAGUGUCGCUGUAUUUGAAAACUGAGCCUGAGGAACUGGUGGUCCUUGAGGAUUUGAAUAUAUUUCAUUCCCAAGAAGAAUGUGUGAGCCUGGAUGCUACUCAACAGCCCACCUCAGAGAAGGAAGACAAUGUUGGGGAGAUGAUGUUACUGGUUAAUGACAUUAAUCCUGAGAGUGAAGAUCUUCAGAAGGAAACUGUAGAGAAUGAAGAUCAUAGAGAGGAGACUUCAGAUUGUGAUGAAGUAGAUUAUUCUGUGGUCUCUGAGGAAUCACCAGAUUGCCAUAAAGAAAGACUAAAUACAUCUAUUCCCAAGCAAAGGAAAAUGAGAAAUCUUCUAGUUACCAUUGAAAAUGAUACUCCACUAGAGGAACUCUCAAAAUACGUGGAUAUCAAUGUGAUUGCACUUAGCCGAAAUCGGAGAACAAGAAGAUGGUACACCUGCCCGCUGUGUGGGAAACAGUUUAAUGAAAGUUCUUACCUUAUUUCCCACCAGAGGACUCACACUGGAGAAAAACCCUAUGACUGUAGUCACUGUGGGAAAAGCUUCAAUCAUAAAACAAACCUUAAUAAACAUGAGCGAAUCCAUACAGGAGAGAAACCUUAUUCAUGUUCUCAGUGUGGGAAAAACUUUCGUCAAAACUCUCAUCGGAGUCGCCAUGAAGGAAUCCAUAUAAGGGAGAAGAUAUUUAAGUGUCCAGAAUGUGGGAAAACCUUCCCAGAGAACAAAGAAUUUGUGCUUCAUCUGCAGAGUCAUGAGGCUGAAAGGCCAUAUAGUUGCAAAAAAUGUGGGAGAAGAUUUAGUCGGCUGUCCAACUGUACCCGGCAUGAAAAAACCCACUCAGCAUGUAAGACCCAAAAGCAGAAAUGGGAUCAAGAAAAGUCUGAUGAUCCUGCCUCAACCUGAAAUGUUUCAUAAGGAAUUCUGAAUUCCCAGGCUGUCUGAAAAUAUACAGAUAUGUGAAAACCUCAUUAUAGCCAAAAUUGGAUAAAAUACCCAUCUUGGCUAAAACCUCAAAUUUUUAGAAGAUUCACAGGGAAGAAAACAUCCUCAAGGGCUAUACCUCAGUUAGCAUCCAGGAUUAAGGAGCUUUAUACAACAGUGUAGAAGCCACAGACCCCUUUCCCAAAAUGGCUUUGAAUAUGAGUCUGGAGGCCACUCACCUGCAAGGUGAACAGAGUGACUCAAUGUAUACGGAAAGCAUACCCAUUUUUUCCCCCACAUAGGAAUUCACACUUGAGACAAAAAAUAUAAUGUGAAGGUCCUUAUCUGGAACUGUGUUCCCCUGAAAGAACCAAACUACUGAUUUGUUAAGCCAAUAGCUUCUGUUAGCAAUUCAUAUAACCUUCUAAGAAUACCCUGUUAAAGCUUGAGUGUUGAAAGGGAUUGUUUACUCUGGAAUAUAGGAAAAUACAGCGAUUGAAUGUCAAAGACUUACUCUGUCAUUUUUAUGUGAUCUAAACAAUUGAUCUCAGUAACAUUUGCAUUUUGUAGUGAAAGUGACUUUUACAGGAAUACUUUUCACAACAUACUUUUAAAGUAUCUACUGUUCUUACUGUAUUUUGUCCAGCUAUUGCUUAGACAGCUCUCUCAUGCCUUUCCAUUGCCAAAAGAAGUUUGGCGCUCAGGCCCAGCCACCCAGCCCCAUUACUGGAAAAGCUCUUCAGAAUCUUGUCCCUCUGAUGAGCCAAGAAGAAAACCUGCCUAUAAAAGAAAUCCAAGAGCCUGAAGAGGAAGAUGAAGACAUUGGCUUAGACCCAUGACUGGUUAAUAACCUUACCAUGUGCUUAAUUCCCCUCCAAGCAGUCAUCAGACCCUUGGCAAUGGGUGGUCACUACCUCACAAGCAAAGUGUUUUAUUUUUAGCAGUUGUCUCCAGUGGCUAGCUCACAUUGCCCCUCAUGGAGACAAGAUUCCAGAGUCUUCAUUGUAGUGGAUAUUUGUUCUUUCGCCUGAUACCCAGACUUUCCUGACUUGUCUGCCCAGAGGCAAGGCCAGCGGUGCCUUCACGGGACCGAUCCUGUGGUGUGUUAUUUUAAAGAUUUUUUAUCAGUUUUUGCUUUUUUUUUUUUUAUGUUUCCUAAGGCUUUAUUUACAUUGAUAGUUUGAUUGAAAUAGGUUAAUCCUAUAAACUGUCUGAGAAAACAUGUUAGCUUUAUAAAUUUUGUUUCCCAUCCAGAAACAUGCCUUUCCAUUUUUUAAAGUAUUAUAUUCCUGAGUAAAUUUUUCUAAUUUUCU